Ictalurus punctatus (channel catfish) is the source of this 3093-nucleotide messenger RNA. Its product is annotated as extracellular calcium-sensing receptor-like. The record is from RefSeq and is a predicted model, not a curated record. Bases 1 to 3093 code for a protein of 1030 amino acids. Gene Ontology annotation, cellular component: membrane. The transcript has 7 exons. Gene Ontology annotation, molecular function: G protein-coupled receptor activity. Lineage: Eukaryota; Metazoa; Chordata; Actinopteri; Siluriformes; Ictaluridae. Gene Ontology annotation, biological process: G protein-coupled receptor signaling pathway.
AUGAGGGCUGCUGCAGCAAGCCGGCCCAUGCACCACAUCACCAUCCGCACAAGUUCCCACGCCCCCGCUGCCGGAGAGCUAUGCGUCGAUGUGUCGAUGGUGACAGCAGAGCUCCGGCCUGAGGCCUACAGGGAGGCCUCAGCUGUGGAUCUCCCGCCUGAGGUCAACAUGGCGGCCUCAGAGCUGCAGCGUGAGGCCUAUGGAGGGGCCUCAGCUGUGGAGCUCCCACCUGAGGUCAACAUGGCAACCUCAGAGCUACAGCUUGAGGACUACAAGGAGGUCAUGGGGGUGGUGCCCCGUGUUCCAGUGCUGCCGGGGGUGGCAUCCAGUGUCCCAGUGCCGCUGGGGGUGGCGCCCCACAUUCCAGUGCUGCCAGAGGCAGCGUGCUCCACCAGUUUGCUGCCCGGCAGAGGCCGCCUCGUUUUCCAUGGCAGCAAGAGACAGCUUUCCCGGGGGCCCAGGACCCCCGUUGGAAGGCGGUUGUUGGCGCUCCAGGAGAAGCGCCUUUGGAGGGGGGGUUCUGUUACGCCAUGGCCGGCAGAUGGCACUGCGGCGCAGCUUCGGACUAUACACGUGACUUGUUUUGGUUCGUUCACUUCCUUUUUGGACAUUGGCUUGAUCCUGACAGAGGGAGAAAUUUGCCAUAUUCUGGAAAACCCUUCAUAUCCUCUGCUAUCUAAAGAUGGAGAUGUGAUAAUCGGAGCUAUCUUUCCAAUACAUGGUAGUGCACAAAUGCAGUCACUGCCAUAUACUGAAAAACCUCAACCUUUAAUCUGCAUUAGACUUAACCUCAGGGAAUUCCGCCUUGCUCAGACCAUGACAUUUGCAAUCGAUGAAAUCAACAGAAGCAACAGGUUGCUCCCAAAUAUCUCAGUUGGUUAUAGAAUUUAUGACAAUUGUGAAUCAAGAUUGUUAUCUAUGAAAGCAGCCAUGGCUUUGAUGAAUGGUAUGGACAUAACAGCAGAUAAUGCCUGCUCUGGACAAGCAGUAGUACAAGCUAUCAUAGGAGAGACAGAGUCUACUUCCACAAUAACACUCACAAGAACUACAGGACCUUUUAAGAUCCCAGUGGUAAGUCACUCUGCCACAUGUGACUGUUUGAGCAACAGAAAAGUUUACCCCUCUUUUUUCAGGACUACUACAAGUGACUACUACCAGAGUAGAGCAUUGGCAUAUUUGGUCAAGCACUUUGGCUGGUCUUGGGUGGGAACUGUGAACAGUGAUAAUGAUUAUGGCAACAAUGCAAUAUCCAUUUUUUUGAAAGCUGCCAAAGAGGAGGGAAUAUGUGUUGAGUACUCUGAGAGGUUUGACAGAUCAGAUACUGCCAAAAUCAUAAAAGUGGUCGAUAUUAUUAAGAAAAGCACAGCCAAAGUAAUUGUCUUAGUUGUCGCCCAAAUUGACAUGAAAAUUCUAAUUGACCACCUUAUUCUAAAGAAUGUCACUGGCUUCCAGAUUAUUUGUGGUGAAGGAUGGAUUACUGCAGACAAUCUAGUAACACCAGCUAGCUACAACAUAUUGGCUGGAUCCAUAGGUUUUGAUGUGGGAAAACUGAACAUUAAUAGUUUUGCUUACUAUGUUGUAAAUGAAUUUUGGCAAACAAUAUAUCCUUGCUUGCAUACAGAGGGAAACAUUUCUCAAUCUGAAAACAAUUGCAGGAAAUACGAAGAUAUGAUUCAAUUUAAAAACUACAGUGACGAUAUAUCAGAAUUGAGAUAUGCAAAAAACAUAUACAAUGCAGUUUAUGCUGUUGCACAUUCUCUGCACAGCCUGUUGAGAUGCACAGAAAAUCAGAGCUGUGAAAAUUACAAAACAAUACAACCAUGGCAGGUUGUUGAGUUUCUAAAAAAGGUCAAUUUUACCACCAAAUUGGGAGAACAGGUUUGGUUUGAUAGCACUGGGGCAAAGGUGGCAAAAUAUGAUAUGGUGAACUGGCAACGAGGGCUCAAUGGAAAAGUGCAGUUUAAGGUCGUGGGCUAUUAUGAUGCCUCUCUGCCAAGUGGACAACAAUUUGUCCUAAAUGAUGAAGAUAUUGUCUGGGCAGCAGAGACAAGAGAGCCAAGGUCUGUGUGCAGUGACAGCUGUCCUCCAGGAACCAGGAAAGCUGCACAGAAAGGAAGGCCUGUCUGCUGCUAUGACUGUAUACCAUGUGCAGAGGGAGAGUUCAGUAACCAGACAGAUUCAAAUAACUGUGAGCAGUGUCCAGGAGAAUAUUGGUCUAAUGCUGACAGAGAUAAAUGUAUGUUAAAGGUCAUAGAGUUUCUUUCAUUUACAGAAGUUAUGGGGAUAAUAUUGGUUCUUGUUUCUUUGCUUGGAGCUACAUUAACUGUGUUAGUAGCUAUUUUAUUUUUAAUAGAAAAAGACACUCCAAUUGUUAAAGCCAACAACUCAGAGCUGAGCUUCCUGCUGCUGUUUUCCCUGACUCUGUGUUUUCUCUGUUCACUAACUUUCAUUGGACGGCCAUCUGAGUGGUCCUGUAUGCUGCGUCACCCAGCGUUUGGGAUCACCUUUGUGCUCUGUAUCUCCUGUCUACUAGGGAAAACAAUAGUUGUAUUAAUGGCCUUCAGGGCUACACUUCCAGGCAGUAAUGUCAUGAAAUGGUUUGGGCCUCUACAGCAAAGGCUCACUGUUCUUGCUCUCACUUUCAUACAGGUUCUUAUUUGUGUACUUUGGUUAAAAGUUUCUCCUCCUUUCCCCUACAUGAACAUGAACUACUUCAAGGAAAAGAUCAUAUUAGAAUGUAAUUUGGGUUCAGCUAUAGGCUAUUGGGCCGUGCUGGGUUAUAUAGGAGUUCUUGCUUUCUUGUCCCUUGUUUUGUCUUUUCUAGCUAGAAAGCUGCCAGAUAAUUUUAAUGAAGCUAAAUUCAUCACAUUCAGCAUACUCAUAUUCUGUGCAGUGUGGAUCACAUUUAUUCCAGCUUAUGUCAGCUCUCCUGGAAAAUUUACUGUAGCUGUGGAAAUAUUUGCUAUUUUGGCCUCCAGUUUUGCUCUACUGUUCUGUAUAUUUACACCUAAAUGUUACAUUAUUCUGUUUAAACCUGAACUAAACACAAAGAAAAAUAUGAUGGGUAAAAUGGCAUCUAAAUCACUUUACUAA